Molecule: messenger RNA, 1434 nt
Organism: Penicillium alfredii
Lineage: Eukaryota; Fungi; Ascomycota; Eurotiomycetes; Eurotiales; Aspergillaceae
Gene: ppt1
Product: protein serine/threonine phosphatase PPT1
Exons: 5
Coding region: 1-1434 (477 amino acids)
Cellular component (GO): cytosol; nucleus
Molecular function (GO): protein binding; protein serine/threonine phosphatase activity
Source: RefSeq, a predicted model, not a curated record
AUGGCCUCCGACCAAGAAGCAGCCACCGUGCUGAAGACGCAGGGCAAUAAGGCCUUUGCGAACCACGAGUGGCCCGCCGCAGUCGACUUUUAUACCCAGGCGAUCUCGAAAUAUGACCAGGAACCGUCCUUCUUUUGCAACCGGGCCCAGGCUCAAAUCAAACUCGAGGCAUUCGGAUUUGCGGUCGCAGACGCCACCAAGGCUUUGGAAUUGGACUCGAACUACGUCAAGGCAUACUGGAGACGUGCCCUCGCCAAUACCGCCAUUUUGAACUACAAGGCUGCCCUGAAGGAUUUCAAGGCCGUCGUUAAGCGAGAACCGAACAACCAAAAUGCGAAACUAAAGCUGGCCGAGUGUGAGAAACUGGUGCGCCGAUUGGAAUUCGAGAAGGCGAUUGAGGUCUCCGAUCCUCCGUCUGCGUUCGAGGACUUGGAUAUCGAUGCUAUCAAGGUUGAUGGCAGCUACGAUGGAGUGCAGCUCGGGGACCAAAUGACCCAGGAGUUUAUCGACGAUAUGAUCCAGCGGUUCAAGGAUGGCAAGAAGAUCCACCGCAAGUAUGUCUUUCAGAUCAUCAAGGCUGUCAAGGACCUGGUCUAUGCUGAGCCCACUAUGGUGGAAAUUGGGGUGGAUGCGGGCAAGAAGCUGACAGUUUGCGGUGACACGCACGGCCAAUUCUUCGACCUCUUGGAGAUCUUCCGACGCAACGGCCUUCCCUCCGACACUCAUGCUUACCUGUUCAAUGGUGACUUUGUGGAUCGUGGAUCGUGGUCUACUGAAAUCGCCCUGCUUCUUUAUGCUUACAAAUGGCUGCGACCAAACGGCAUCUUCCUCAACCGUGGCAACCAUGAGACAGACGAUAUGAACAAGGUUUAUGGGUUCGAGGGCGAAUGCCGAGCUAAAUAUAAUGAGCGAGUAUUCAAGGUGUUCUCCGAGUCUUUCUCGGCCUUGCCGCUGGCUACGUUGAUUGGCGACAAGUACCUUGUCCUGCACGGCGGUCUUUUCUCCGACGACAAAACCACGCUGGAUGACAUUCGGAAACUUAACCGCCACAACCAACGCCAACCGGGCCAGCAGGGUCUGAUGAUGGAGAUGCUCUGGACCGACCCCCAGACCGAACCUGGCCGCGGGCCCAGCAAGCGUGGUGUCGGUCUUCAGUUCGGACCGGACGUGACCAAGCGCUUCUGCGAGAAUAACGGUCUCGAAGCCAUUAUUCGCUCGCACGAGGUGCGCAUGGACGGCUACGAAGUUGAGCACGAUGGCCGGUGUAUCACCGUCUUCUCUGCACCCAAGUACUGUGAUUCGACCGAGAACAAGGGCGCUUAUAUCAACCUCGGACCCGAGCUGAAGCUCGAGUAUCAGGUGUUCGAGGCGGUGCCGCACCCCGACAUCAAGCCGAUGGCGUACGCGCAGAACUCGAUCUUAUCGAAUAUGUGA